ACGCCCCCACAGAGGGCGCUACGCCUGCGCCAGAACGGCUGCCUUGCUCCCGGAAGUGGAGGGUUUACACUGAGUGCCGCUGGGUCUGAGUGACCGAAGGCAGUAGCGUUCGCGGAGAUCGCCCGCUGGCCCUCGAUCACCAUGUCGGCCUUCGACACUAACCCCUUCGCGGACCCAGUGGAUGUAAACCCCUUCCAGGAUCCUUCUGUGACCCAGCUGACCAGUGCUCCUCAGAGUGGCCUGGCUGAGUUCAAUCCCUUCUCAGAGACAAAUGCAGCGACAACAGUUCCUGUCACACAACUUCCUGGGCCCUCCCAGCCAGCAGUUCUCCAGCCCUCAGUGGAGCCAGCACAGCCAUCGCCCCAGCUCCUGCUUAGACAGGCCAGCAAGUUUCUGCCUGCCCGAUUCCUGGCAGCGGGUGAGCCCUCAGAGAGGCAGAUGCUACUAGGAGGAGAUAGUAGUCCCAGGGACAGCUACAUGUGCAAGCUUCCGAAGGCUGUUGCGGCUGCAGCCCAGGCAGGCCUGCUUCGGCAGCAGGAAGAGUUAGACAGGAAAGCUGCUGAGCUGGAACGCAAGGAGCGAGAGUUGCAGAACACUGCGGCGAAUUUGCAUGUAAGAGAAAACAACUGGCCGCCACUCCCCUCAUGGUGCCCUGUGAAACCCUGCUUCUAUCAGGACUUCUCCACGGAGAUCCCUGCCGACUACCAGCGGAUAUGCAAGAUGCUUUACUAUCUGUGGAUGUUGCAUUCAGUGACUCUGUUUCUAAACCUGCUUGCAUGCCUGGCCUGGUUCACAAGUGACGCAGCUAAUGGAACAGCCUUUGGCCUCUCCAUCCUUUGGUUUCUGAUUUUCACGCCCUGUGCCUUCCUUUGUUGGUACCGACCCAUCUACAAGGCUUUCAGGUCUGACAACUCUUUCAGCUUCUUCGUGUUCUUUUUUGUAUUUUUUUGUCAAAUAGGAAUCUACUUCAUCCAGUUGAUUGGCUUGCCUAACUUGGGGACCAGUGGUUGGCUCGCAGCCCUCUCUACAGUGAAUAAGGGGCCCUUAGCUGUGACCAUCAUCAUGAUGGUAGUGGCUGGCUUCUUUACCCUCUGUGCUGGGCUCUCACUCUUCCUCCUGCAGCGGGUCCAUGCCUUCUACCGCCGAACAGGAGCCAGCUUCCAGCAGGCUCAGGAAGAAUUCUCCCAGGGCAUCUUCAGCAGCAGAACCUUCCGCACUGCUGCCUCGUCUGCUGCCCGAGGAACCUUCCAGGGGAAUUAGUCUUCCUGACUCUCCUUCCCUCAGCCCUGGCCUCUGUCACCUGCCUUCUGAGCUGCACUUUCCAUGGGUGCCUUAGCAGUGGCUGUGCCCAGCACAGACCAGGCAGGGAUUCGUCUUGUCCCUGCACUUUCCUCAGUAGUCAGCUUUCUCUUCUACAGGAGGGAAGGACAGGAAGGGACAAGGACUUUUUUUUUUAACACAUGGGAAAAGAAAAAAAUAACAAAGCUGUCUUUCCUUUUCUAACGGUGGUUUGGUAGGAUUUUGUCUGGAAGCAAUGGGCCUGCUUUUCCUGAAAACAAAUGGACUCAUGGGUAUGGGAUCAUGGGCCAGCCUGGGCUCACUGUACCAGGGAUUUCCCACAGGCACUUUGCAUUCCUCCCUCUAUAGGCUUCAUCUGUACUGGGGCCUCCACAGUCUUGCCUUUCAUGCUUGGGCUUCAUGAGCCUCCCCAGGGCUACACUCUAGGUGAACUGUGUACUGGGUGGGUGCACAGAAGUUUCCCAGAUUAUCUUCGGGGGUCUUCAGGUGUUCACGAUAGUCACGACCCUGUGCCUGCUUCGACUCAUGGUGUGACCGCACCUUGUGUCCUCGGGGCCUUCCCUAGCCCCUCUUCAGACUUCUGAAUGUAUAGUGAGUGGGGUUGGUUGGGACUUGGGGAUGGGGAGGGACUGAGGACAAGUCAAUCAAGUCCUGCCCAGCCUCUAGCAGUCUUCUGAGAGGGUAGGUGUCUGCUGACCUGUUUGUUGUGGCUUCUCUCCUCCCAAGGGACUCUGCCCCUCCGCCUUACCCUGGCCCCUGCCCAUCUUCAGCAAUACUCACCUCUUACAACUCUUAGGGUGGUUUGGAGGAAAUCAGUCCUGAACUAUGUCCUGCAGGCAGGACUGCUGAGCCUUCUUUCUGAGGGUUCUUCCCACACCCUCAGUGGAGUCUAGGUUCCUAUCCACUCAUCUUGGGGUGCUCCACAGGUGUCACUGCAGUGGCACUUAGGAAGCCACUGUGAGAACCUGGACCCUGUGCUUUGUGAGUGUUGUAAGCACUCGCCAAGCUGGCCAGCCUCCUGCCUCUGGGAACUGGGGCCCUCCUGAGGCUACCCUCAUGCUGUCAGCCCAUUUAGCCCUAGAGCCACCAAAUGGUAAUGACAGCCACAAGGGUUUUGUAAACUCUCUGGUAUUAUUUUCCUCCAUGUACAAAUGUAUAUGUCUUGUCUCAAUUUUUGUGCUUUAAUAAAAAGAUUUUCGGACAGCA
Molecule: messenger RNA, 2505 nt
Organism: Rattus norvegicus (Norway rat)
Lineage: Eukaryota; Metazoa; Chordata; Mammalia; Rodentia; Muridae
Gene: Scamp2
Product: secretory carrier membrane protein 2
Biological process (GO): protein transport
Cellular component (GO): trans-Golgi network membrane; Golgi apparatus; recycling endosome membrane
Source: RefSeq, a predicted model, not a curated record